Messenger RNA from Rhodotorula graminis WP1, 1244 nucleotides. RefSeq lists its product as uncharacterized. Gene Ontology annotation, molecular function: DNA binding. Lineage: Eukaryota; Fungi; Basidiomycota; Microbotryomycetes; Sporidiobolales; Sporidiobolaceae. The transcript has a single exon. Bases 72 to 1244 code for a protein of 390 amino acids. The record is from RefSeq and is a predicted model, not a curated record. Gene Ontology annotation, biological process: regulation of DNA-templated transcription.
UCGAGCAAUGCGGGCAGCUUUUCGCCGACGCGGCGCGAGCCGGUCAAGCAGGCGAGCUCCGCCCAAGUACAAUGAGCAGCAUCGUCGACUUCGCCCUGCGCGUCAAGAACGUGUCUACGUCCCUGCUGCGGCUGCAAGACGUCAACGACGAGGUCGAGCGGGAAACGAUCGGGCGGGCACGACAACUGCUCAAGCCUGCCUCGCACAACUCGAGCCGACCGCUCUCGCCGUCCCCCGACCCUCCCGCCGACGACCAGGCGCACUGCGCGCCGUACCGCGAGUACUUCCUCGCGCACUUCUCGAACCCGUACCCGUCGCCCGCCGACAAGGACCACCUCCUCGCGCUCGUCCCGCGCCACACCAAGACCCAGCUCGACACCUGGUUCGUCAACAACCGCCGCCGGUCCGGCUGGGCCGCCCUGCGCCGCGCCCACACGAGCGGGUCCGCCGAGGCCAUGCGCCGCCUCGUCGACGACGUCGACGCCGGCGUCGCGGCGCCCGUCGUCGCCGACAAAGUCGCACGGUGCCGCGCCUUCUUCGACGAGUCCGGCCGCGACCGCGUGUCGGACGAGAUCCAGGCCAUCGUGCGCGGCGAGCCCCUGCCGCCGCCUCCCCCUCAUCCUCUCCCUCCUCCUCCCGCCCACGCCCUCGCCCUCGCGCCGCCGUCGUCCUCGAGGCGCCGCAUCGAGCAGCGCGCGACGCGCGGCAUCGGCCAGUCGGCGCCGCGCGCGCACCGCUCGCCCUCCCCUCCCUUCCCUCCUCCUCCUUCCCUCGCUCGCGAGCACCCCGUCUACGCCACUUCGCCGACCGAGCUCUCGCCCCUCGACGGCGGCCUCGCGCAGCUCGACCAUGACCUCGCGCCGCGGUACCCGUCGACGUUUGGCUCGUUCUCGUCGUCGUCGACCGGCGGGCGCGCCGUGAGCGACUCGUCGAGCGCGGCGUCGCUCGACUCGCUCCUGUCGUACGGCACGGCGCUCGACGAGCAGGCGCCGUACCACGGCGACGAGGUCGAGGUGCACGUCGCGGACGACACGACGUCGGCCGUGACCGGGUCACCGCCUGCGACGUUGUCGCUCCUCGCGUUCGCGGCCGGGCUCGGCUCGUCGCCCGUGCGGCACUACCCGGCGCGGCCGGCGGUCGACUCGCGCCCGGCGGCGGCGCACCCGUACUUCUGCACGGUGGACGAGCUGCCGACGAGCUCGUCGUUGGUCGGGUUCGCGUCGGGGGCGGCGGCGAGGAGGUGA